GUUCGGCAAGUCCAACGCCCCCGCAGAGGCCGAGGAAGCGAAAGGAGGAUGGCGGGCGACGGAGCAGCGACUUUGCAGCGCAACAGGCGGAGGAGGACGACAGCCGACAGGUCAGGCUCGCUGCUUGCCGUCGGACUUGGAGGGCGCGAUUCGUCAGUCGGGGAAGGCGAGCGCGGUGCGCGGAUUUCAUCAACUCCGGAGGCCUGUGAGCCAUCUGGUUGCAGUACUCAUUUUGUGCACUGAGCAGUGAGCACCCGAUUCACUUAUCUUGGUUAGCACUUAUCUUCCCUUUUUGACUGUUUAGACCAGUAUACAUAUAGAUAUGCUACUCAAAUAUCUUUAAAUUCAGACCAGCAUAGUAUAGAUUAGCACAUUAUACUCAAUUGUUCUGAUGUUCUCUUUAAAUUCAAACCUUUAAAUUCAGACCAGUAUAGUAUAGAUUAGCACAUUAUACUCAAUUGUUCACUUUAAAUUCAGAUGGCAACUUCUAGUAGUGGUGGUGGUGCAACCUCAAGUGCUCCUGCUCGAUCCAUCACUGACCUCAAGGCUCCACUGUGGGAUCAUGUCACAAUUUUAGAGAAACCAGCUGCAGGUGGAGGCAAUGCUAGAUGGAGAUGCAAUUAUUGUUCAAUUGAAAAUUUUUGUAGCUACACUAGAGUGGAAGCUCACUUGCUGAAAAAGUCCAACAAGGGAAUCAGUAUGUGCCCGAAGGUGACAAUAGAUGAGCUUAGCCAAAUGAGGAGAGAAGUUGCAGCUGCUAAAGAACAAUUAGAAAGAUCAAAACAAAGAACUGUGUCCUUGCCUACUUCUUCAUCCAAUAGCAAUAAGAAAAAGCGGAGUGGACCUCCUUCUGCACUAGAGAAAGCUUGAAAAAUGGACCAGCGCAAGCACAUGGAUGCUUUAAUUGCAAGAGCAUUUUAUUCAGGAGGGAUCUGUUUCAAUUUUGCAAGAAAUCCAUACAUUCAAGAAGCAUUUACCUAUGCUUGCAGCAAUGAUUUGAAGGGUUAUAAAAUGCCGGGGUACAACAAGUUAAGGACUACCCUUCUCAAGCAAGAAAUGGCUCACAUUGACACAUUAUUGGAGAGUACAAAGAGCACAUGGAGUGAGAAGGGAGUGACAAUUUGUGCUGAUGGCUGGUCAGAUCCGCAGAGACGGCCGCUCAUUAACUAUGUUGCAAUUUCUGGGAAAGUAGCUAUGUUCUUGAAGGCUGAUAAUUGUGAAGGCGAUGUGAAGACAAAAGAAUACAUUGCUGCCAAGCUGAGGUCUGUUAUUGAAGAAGUUGGUCGACAUAAUGUGGUACAAGUCAUCACUGACAAUGCUGCAAAUUGCAAAGGUGCGGGUCUACUUGUGCAAGCUGAAUAUAAUACCAUAUUUUGGACACCAUGUGUUGUACACACACUCAAUCUUGCUUUGAAGAAUAUUUGUGAGCCUAAACAGCCGAAAAAUGAUGAAGAGGCUUUUGCUUGGAGCACACUUGAAUUUAUAACAAAUGUUAAAAUUGAAGCUCAAAUGAUCAAGAAUUUCAUCAUGAAUCAUGGCAUGCAACUUUCAAUAUUUAAUGAGUUUAGCCAUUUGAAGUUACUUGCUAUUGCUGAAACAAGAUUUGCCUCAGUUGUGUGUAUGUUACAACGGUUUAUGGAGGUAAAGAGGCCUCUUCAAAGCAUGGUAAUUAGUGAGCAAUGGGAUCACUACAAAGAUGAUGCUCAAAUUGCUGCUCAUGUCAAAGAGAAGAUACUUAGUGAUGUGUGGUGGGGCAAUGUAGAGUUCAUUCUCAAAUUUACUCAACCUAUCUAUGAUAUGAUACGUGUUGCAGACACCGACACACCAUGUCUUCAUCUGAUUUAUGAGAUGUGGGAUUCAAUGAUUGAGAAAGUGAAGAAAAAGAUAUAUCUAUGGGAAGGGAAUGAACAAAAUGAGGAAUCUAAUUUGUUCUCGGUUAUUCAUAAAAUAUUGAUUGAUAGAUGGACAAAAGGCAAUAAUCCACUUCAUUGUUUGGCUCAUUCACUUAAUCCAAGAUAUUAUAGCAAAAAUUGGCUCGAUGGAGGUGUUGGCCGUGUACCCCCACACAAGGAUAUUGAGGUAUCAAAAAUGAGGAUGGAUUGCUUCAAGAAGUUCUUUCCCAUACAAGAAGAAUUAACAAAAGUGAAAGAAGAAUACGCAAGAUUCUCAACUUGUUCCGAGGAAUUCAAUGAUCAUGAUUCAAUUCUUGAUAGAUGGCUUUGUGAUCCAAUGACUUGGUGGUCAAAUCAUGGACAAUAUAUUCCUCUAUUACAGAGUUUGGCCAUUAGAUUGAUUAGCCAACCAGCCUCAUCUUCUUGCUGUGAGAGGAAUUGAAGUACUUAUAGCUUCAUCCAUAGUGUUAAAAGAAAUGCCUUAACUCCAGAGCGUGCUGAAGAUUUGGUCUAUGUGCAUUCAAAUCUGAGACAUCUCUCUAGAAGAACCGAUGCAUACAAGAAAGGAGAAUCAAGGAUGUGGGAUGUGGGAGGAGAUUCUUUUGACUCUCUUAGUGGUUUAGGCAUUCUUGAAGUGGCUAACCUUUCUCUCAAUGAGCCUGAGUUGCAAGCCGUGUCUUUUGGAGACGUAGAGGUUGAUAUUCAGGAGAAUGAAGUUGAAGCCAAUGAGGAUGAAGAAGCCUAGUUGGAUUGGUGGAGGAUGAACUUGGAGUUGCAGCGUGCCAGCCUGUUAUCUCCUUCAUGAAUUAUCGUUUCCUAAAUUUGAAACUGUUAUGUUAUUGCGAUGUAA
This is a messenger RNA of Phragmites australis (common reed), 2742 nucleotides long. RefSeq lists its product as uncharacterized. The transcript is spliced from 4 exons. The coding region runs from base 874 to 2334 and encodes 486 amino acids. NCBI's taxonomy places the organism in Eukaryota, Viridiplantae, Streptophyta, Magnoliopsida, Poales, Poaceae. Gene Ontology annotation, molecular function: protein dimerization activity. The record is from RefSeq and is a predicted model, not a curated record.